Messenger RNA from Daldinia caldariorum, 3229 nucleotides. Its product is annotated as kinase-like protein. The record is from RefSeq and is a predicted model, not a curated record. The transcript has 5 exons. The coding region runs from base 279 to 3137 and encodes 952 amino acids. Gene Ontology annotation, molecular function: protein binding; ATP binding; protein serine/threonine kinase activity. Gene Ontology annotation, biological process: peptidyl-serine phosphorylation; peptidyl-threonine phosphorylation. NCBI's taxonomy places the organism in Eukaryota, Fungi, Ascomycota, Sordariomycetes, Xylariales, Hypoxylaceae.
CUUAUAAGGUUGAUAUGGAAGCACUUUUAUAUUCCGCCAUACACACGACGUCUUAUUCGCUUGCCCUUAGUAGAUGACUUUUCUUCCUUAUACGCCUAUUUGAGGUCGAUGCUUUGAUCUUAUCUGCCUUCUAUCUUGGCUAAACAAUCUCAUCGUGUCUGCCGGUCAUGGUGGCUUUUUUUCCAACUAAGCUUUACCUGAUAUUUAAUACCCCUCAUAAAAGUUAAUAGGUAUUUUCUACUCGCUAGCUACAAUUAUUUCCAAUUCAACCCCUAAAUAUGGCAUCGCCUUCAUACAAUGACGUCCAUAAGGACAUAUAUGGUCAGAUCCAUGAGAAACUUGAAAGGAAGGAUAUUUCCGGUCGGCGUUUUGCGACAGUCGGUACCACCCAAGCGGUUCUGUCCCCUUACAAUCUAAAGCGCUUAUUCGGCACUUUGGUACCUACAGACGACUCGUGGGAAACGCAUUUUGGGCCUGGGGUUACUGCAGACCUUCUAGCCACUCGAAUCGAAGAGCGAAAACUUCAUAACUUCCUGGCCAUCUUAAUAUACGCUCGCUGCAGUACGGAGUCGCUUAAGUACUUCACCAGGGAACUUCUCACUUCUCCCUUAGACUCAAACGGCUGGCCAAUUGCCUAUAAUGAAGAAACUACGCUGGAUCGGCUUCCAGCAACUCGUGGACAACUCGAACAGAUCCUUGGCGCAGAUAACGGACCUGAUAUUAACAGCUUCAUGGAUAUGCAACCUUGCUUUUGCCCUAUCGUGCUUUAUGGUGGGGAUGUCCAGUCCGCUGAUGGAAAAAAUCAAAGGUUACCUUAUAUGACUGACGAGGAAGAGAUUGGUAUGGGGUCUUAUGGGGUGGUUUAUCGAGUUGUUAUAGCUAAGGGGCACCUGGUGAACAAAUACACGUCGAUGGCAAAUUCAGAACCUCUACCGAUGGCCCGAAAGGAUUUUGAAAAGAAUGGCCACUUCCAAAAAGAACUCGAAACCAUGAAGCAGAUAUUAUCCACGCCUCGAAAAUCCAGAAAUAUUGUGGAGACAUUCGGCAGUCUUCAGCUCAAUGAUAAUAUAUUCAGCUUGUUUAUGCCGCUUGCGGAAUGCGAUCUUCGAGUAUGGAUGCGUAAUAACCCACCUCCUAUUCUCGAUUCAGAAAAGGCCGAUAUUCUAGGAUGUAUGUCAGGCCUUGCAGAUGGAUUAGAGUUUCUUCAUUCCGAGAUCAAGGACUCAAAUGGCAAUCGGAUGGUGUGUUACCAUAUGGACCUGAAGCCGGCAAACAUUCUUGUCUUUUACGAUAAAGAACACGGGAAAAUGGUUUGGAAAAUUAGUGACUUUGGUAUGUCGCGUGUAAAAGUAUCUCAUAAUCACACCGACACAGUUGAUCGGGAUAUCAGCGUCUUAUUCGAUAGGAGGAGGGGUGACACUUCGGUGUCAGGUACUGUGAAUCGCCGGCUAGAGGGCACCUACCUCGCACCCGAGUCGAGUAUCUCGGUGCGUAAUAUGAACGAGAAAAGUGAUAUUUGGUCUCUAGGAUGCGUCAUAGACGUCGUUAUAACAUAUAUCAGCGAGGGGCAAGGGGGUAUUGAUACCUUCGCGGACGAACGAGCAACUGUUUCUAGAAGUUCUGGAGCAGGAGACAAAGAUCAUUUCUUCCUCAUUAGCCGAUCUCGAAUUCCGAAACCUCAUCCCGCAAUAAAAGCACAUCACAAGCAUCUCAUUAAACAAGCUAACUUCCGCAAUCCAGAUGAAGGCAAGGUAAUGAAAGAAGUAUUGAACUAUAUUGAGGAGAAAGUCCUUGAGUUAGAUCCUAAACGAAGAGAGCCGGCGAGACGCGUUAGGGAUGAACUCCUCGACACAUCAGCAGCUUACCGACAAUUGAGCGAGAACUCUGAGAAGUAUGGAAGUUCAACCCGGGAAGGAAUUAUUUCGAGUAUCACUCCUCGAUGGUGGAAAAGACGACAACAUCAAGAUGGAACGAGGUUAGAAAGCUGGUGGAUUUCUGAUUCAAGGGCAGUCUCUGGAUAUGCCAUAGCCUCUACCGAACCGGUCAUCGCCUAUUGGACAGAUACACGUAUCUCGCUAUAUGAUAUACAGUAUUUUCAGCGACAGGGUGAAAACAAGGAGGUUCCUAGUUACGAAAUACGUGGAUCCGAAGCAUGGAGAAGCGUCAAAUUGAACGGAGCGUAUCUGAUUGCUUCAAUAACAGGACGCAAUUCUCACAUCUAUCUUUUCGAUAUCAAAGGGGGGAGGUUACCAGGGCUGAACUUUGACUUGAAUUAUAAAGUUGAACUUCCGGUUGAUAAUCCUAGUCGAAUUGGCCGAAUAGCUAUCUCACCAGGUGGCAAAGUUCUCGCCUGUGUGGUGCCACGGGACUUAGAGGCUUCGUGGAUAUAUCACGCUAGAAUAAGCGAUUUGAUCGAUCAUAAAACUCACAGAGGAGAUUCCGAAAGUACAAUAUCAUCUGAUGAAACACUUCAGUACAUGAUCACUGCUGAAGAACCAUGGGAUAGAUUACCAGUUGAUGCUCCGGCAGGAAGUAUAACACAUUUAUCAUUUUCUUCUGAUACAGCCCUUUAUUGCGUUACGCAACCCGAUAUAUCAGAAAAACAUGAUAUCAAAAUCUAUUACGUGUCACUAUUGACAAAGCGUGUGAGGAUUAGACCUGUGGAGAACCCCACUCAAACACCAUCAGGGGAAAUCGACAGUGGUAACUGGGGCCGCCUUCUCACAGGCAUUACCGUGGUAAAUGACGAACCAACAUUCGCAGUCGUACUCUAUGAAAAUCAACUCCGCAUCCGAAAUUUUGGCUUCAUGAACCAAAUACCAAACAUUGAUACGACCAUUAGGAACUAUUUCAUUGGCAAACUGAUUAUCAACAAGCAGAAGUCACGUCUCUUUGCCCUGGCGUCUAAGUCUGGCAACAGCACGAUGCUACUAGUCGAAUUACCCUUAUCUCAUCUUGGAGAUAGAGAAAAGCCUCAAGAAAUCAAAGUACUUCCCGACCUUAGUUACAGAGAUAAAGUUACUGCCAUGCUUUUCAACGAAGGAAAUGAGGGAGACGAAGAUGGGGGGUAUAUAAUCAUAUUAGCGUAUGUUGCUACUCGAUUGAUGCUAUACAAGAUCAGCCUUUCAAAGACAUGAACAAUGGGUGAUAUGAGGCGUGUGCUGCUUCAAUAGUACGCACCAAGGCGUCUUCAGAAAGCGGGGCACUAUAACAAGUACAAAUAUUGAUA